This is a messenger RNA of Dothidotthia symphoricarpi CBS 119687, 1180 nucleotides long. RefSeq names its product glutathione S-transferase. The coding region runs from base 220 to 942 and encodes 240 amino acids. The record is from RefSeq and is a predicted model, not a curated record. Lineage: Eukaryota; Fungi; Ascomycota; Dothideomycetes; Pleosporales; Dothidotthiaceae. The transcript has a single exon.
CCCUCCGUCACCUCCACCUCGAGGUAACUCAAAGAAGCUUAAGACGAAGCCGUGGUCGUCAACGUCAAUUCGUCGAGGAUAUUCGGAUAGGCCUUAUCAAUCUUAGCGGAAUGUGAUACUGGAAAUCAACUCCACAGAGCCGAAAACGACCGAGUGAAUAAAUACUUGAUCACGCCCAGUAACCGCACAAUCAAACCCAUCCAAAAGUUAAUUAUCAAGAUGUCUUCGCCCAAGCUCGUGGUCCACCACCUCCAAGUCGGCCAGGGAGAACGUAUCCCCUGGCUCCUUGAAGAGCUCGACAUCCCAUACGAGCUUAAGCUCUACCAGCGUGCUCCCCUCCUUUCUCCACCCGAGCUCAAAGCAAAGUACCCCAUGGGCGCCUCUCCCAUACUCGAAGACUUUACCGCCGAUGCUGAAAACCCUGUAACCUUUGCUGAAUCCGGAGCGAUCACCGAGUACAUCAUCUACAAGUACGGCGGCGGAAGACUUGCUUUGAAGCCUGAUCACAAGAACUACGCAGACUAUCUUUACUGGUUCCACUUUUCCAACGCAACUUUGCUAUCUGGCAUGAUGCGUCGCGCACUGGCCCGUGGCAUGGUUGGCGAAUCCGAUAUACGUUACAGGGGCAACGCACAACGAGUCGCAGCGGCCAUGGAUCAUAUCAACAAUCGCCUUCUCUCGAACAAAUGGCUUGCUGGCGAGGAGUUUACAGCCGCAGAUAUCAUGACCGGAUGUUGUUUCUCAACGUUGCGAAAAUUCGAGCCGGUUGACUUGACUGAGUAUGAGGGCAUCUUGGAGUGGUUGAAGAGAAUUGGGGAGAGGGAGGCCUACAGGCGUGCAAUGCAGAAGGGAGACCCAGAGCUAGAUAUCGAGGAGGGUCUGAGUGCCAAGGGGCCGCCGAUUUUCGAGGCGUUCGCCAAGGCUAUGGCAGCGAAGCCGUGAGUAACUCAAGGCGUAUUCAAGCAGGAUGGUGCUGAUGCGCCCAGGAAAGAUGAGAAGUUGUAGAGGCGGCUUGUAGGUAUGCUUGUCAGAAAUAAACAACUGUCUUCAGCGGAAGUGGCACGUUCUGCCUUUACCACCUGUAACAAGUUCAGUUUGUCUUCACGCACGUUACUGACACGAAAUCAUGCGUUAAGAACAUGGUCACAGGGUUCUUCUCAAAGUACAUGGAGUAGUGUCA